This is a messenger RNA of Hypomesus transpacificus, 1712 nucleotides long. It is a transcript of the gene htr1ab, whose product is annotated as 5-hydroxytryptamine (serotonin) receptor 1A b. The transcript has a single exon. The record is from RefSeq and is a predicted model, not a curated record. Gene Ontology annotation, biological process: regulation of hormone secretion; regulation of behavior; regulation of vasoconstriction. Gene Ontology annotation, cellular component: plasma membrane. NCBI's taxonomy places the organism in Eukaryota, Metazoa, Chordata, Actinopteri, Osmeriformes, Osmeridae. Gene Ontology annotation, molecular function: G protein-coupled serotonin receptor activity. Bases 159 to 1412 code for a protein of 417 amino acids.
AUAGAGUUCAGAGCUUCCUGUUCAUCUCUGUUCUGAGGCGAGGUGAAUUACAGCUCAGAUCACCAUGCGCUCUGCAAUAACUGGAGGUGUAGCUUUUUGCGCAGAGAAGCUUGAUGUACGAAGUAACUGAGGACAUUUAAAAAAAGCAAAGUUUCGUCAUGGAGAUGACAAACGACACAACAACCUUUUGGUUUUCAAAUGGCAGUCUUGAUAACUCAAACAAGACAAAUGCCACCGAGGACAUUGAACUAAGUUACCAAAUCAUCGCAUCCUUUCUCCUGUCAGCUCUCAUCUUAUGUGCCAUAUUUGGGAACGCAUGCGUUGUUGCCGCCAUCGCUUUGGAGAGAUCUCUUCAGAAUGUCCAGAACUAUCUAAUCGGCUCUCUGGCGGUAACGGAUCUGAUGGUGUCUGUGUUAGUGCUCCCCAUGGCAGCACUUUACCAGGUCUUAAACAGGUGGACUCUUGGGCAGGUACCGUGUGACAUUUUUAUCGCUUUAGAUGUCUUGUGUUGCACAUCAUCCAUUCUGCACCUGUGCGCCAUCGCUUUGGACAGGUACUGGGCUAUAACUGAUCCCAUUGCCUACAUGAAGAAAAGGACCCCGAGAAGAGCGGCGAUUCUUAUUAGCGUGACUUGGCUGGUAGGCUUCUCAAUAUCUGUCCCACCCAUGUUGAUCAUGCGGUCUCAGCCCAUCGGUGAGACAGAGGAAAGGCCCGAUCCCAUGAAGUGCGAAAUACGACAAGAUACACCGUGGUACACCAUCUAUUCAACUUUUGGGGCAUUUUACAUUCCAUUAAUCCUUAUGUUAGUUUUAUAUGGACGGAUAUUUAAAGCAGCCAGGUUUCGGAUCAGGAGAACAGUGCGCAAAACAGAAAAUAAGAAAGUAUCUGACUCGUGUUUGGGGCUGUCUCCAGCUCUUUUUCACAAGAAGUCAAAUGGAGAGCCUGGAAAAUCCUGGAAAAGGAGUGUGGAACCCAAGCCGAAUCCGUGCGUAAAUGGCGCAGUCAAGCACGCGGAAGACGGCGAGUCGCUUGAGAUAAUAGAAGUUCACAGCAACGCAAAGAACAACCUGCCACUGCCUAAUACACCGAAUUCGGCUCCAAUCUUUGAAAGUAGACACGAAAAGAACACAGAGGCAAAGAGAAAAAUCGCCUUAGGGCGUGAGCGCAAGGCUGUGAAGACCCUGGGUAUUAUAAUGGGAACUUUUAUUUUCUGCUGGUUGCCGUUCUUUAUCAGGGCGCUUGUUAUGCCGUUUUGCAAAAUGUCGUGCUACAUGCCUUGGUGGCUGGGAGAUAUUAUAAACUGGUUGGGGUAUUCCAAUUCCCUACUGAACCCCAUAAUUUACGCAUAUUUCAAUAAAGACUUCCAAAGCGCUUUCAAGAAAAUAAUUAAGUGUCAUUUCUGCAGACCAUAAACUCACAUUGUAUAUUAGUGUAAAAUGUUGGAUUCCUGGUUUAUGUGUUCAGAAUUAGUUCUGAAACUGUUUCUAUUUCUGGUGCAAUAUUUUCAAAAAGGUUACGGUGCGUUAGUUUGGAAAAGUGGGGUCAGAUGAUUAAAACAGGAUCAGCGCUUGAUCAUGAAGACAGAAUAAUAAUGGUUACUAUUAUUAUUAUUAUCAUGUUAGCACCAAAAUUGUCUGUGCGGAGGAUACAUCUGUAAUUAUUAAGUCUGACCGUUUAUGCCCAUGACAAACAUUCUGCUUUGUAGUGAUCAA